GAAGCGGGAAAGUCGAACAUCGCUGCCGUUUGUAUCACGCAGAACAUGGGAACUGUCGAUACUCUUCAAGAAAUAGAAGAUACAGGAGUCGUAGUAUUCCAGUGUGAAAAUUGUAACGUAAUAAUCGGCGACUCAUCCUCUUGGAUGGGAAUAAAUCAAGACCUGAGGAUCAUGAUUUUGGGCUCGGCUAUAAAUGUGUACCAAGGUAGCACCCUGAUAACUUCAACAGAAGGUGCAGAUGUAGGAAGCACAUUUGUCAGACUGAGAUGUUUGAGUUGCAAGGAACUCCUUGGUAAGAUGUAUCAAACAACACACAAGAGUCUGGACAGUAUCAGAGAGAAAUUUGGUUUCGAUGCCAAUAAAAUCAAAAGCUAUGAAGUGGGAAGUGGCAAUCCACCAUCUGUUUCUGGAAGUCAUGAGAGCACCUUGUCCUUUCCCUCCUUCCACGUUGUAGUGCAACAACUUCAAAAGAUGCAGGGUAUUCUUGUUGCCUUGAAUCACAGAGUCGGCUACUUGGAAUCAUUAGCCCCUCCUGACCCAAGUGUCGAGGCAUCACAACUUCCAAGUAACAAUACACAAGCAGUUGCGCCAUUUGUGCGAAAAAACUCCAAUGGCGUUUCACAGCCAAACAGCAGAAAAACUAAAGCAGAUUCUCCAGUGCCCUCACCUAGUCAUGGAAAAAGGAAUAAAUUAGGCUGAGGUGGAGGAUGGUAUUGGAGCAUUGUGUGCCAAAAACAGUUUUGUUUAUAGAAAAGUGAGAAAGUCCUCACAAAUGUUAAAACACAAGUUUUGUUCUUACAAAUGUUUACUUUAUUUAGUCAAAAAGGAGACAUGUUCUUACAAAUUUGUAGUGAACAUAGACUUUCUGUCUGUAAUUUAGUUCGUUAAUAGAUUUGGUUUAAAUUGCAAGCAUUUUUUCCUGAUGAUCAGCAAACAGUUGUAUUUACAAAAAGCCUGAGCCUAUAAUUUUCACUUUAAAAACAUGACUUCUGAUUCAAUUACUAAAGGGUUUUAAAAACAUUUAGGUAAUUGUUGUUGCUACCAUUAUCAGUUUGUUUUGAAAAAGUUGUUUGAAAUCAAUAAUUCACAUUCUGGAUGACUUUCCAGGGCAUGUUUCAUGGAUUGCUUAGUUAACUUGACUACUGCUGACAUUUCUUUGGCAACCAUCUGGAAUUCUUUAUUUCCAUUUGUGUUAUCCAUACCUGAAGAGAAAAAAAAGUUGCAAAUAAAACCAAAAUAAAAAUAUUAAAAUGCAUUUUUGAACUGAUCUCUAUGGGGAGAAAAGGGAAGGUAAUAUUUAAAAUGAAUUUUUGCAACUCCAUACAUAAGCCCAGUAGAGUGGUGAUGUUAAUGUCUCGCAAAAAUACUCCAGUAGAGAAAAGCAUACAGAACUAGCCAGAGACGUCUGUAUAUAUCUAACAAAAAAUCAAUCUCUGGCCCAGAUAAAGGGAGAUUUAUUCCAAAACUAGAAUGAAUUACAUGUCAUUUCUAAUGUAUCUCUUACCUAUCAGGCUUCCAGCUCUGUAUGUUUUUGAUUGUUCCUGCUGAAUGACUGAUAUCUCUCCCUUUAAGAUGAACAAACCACAUGUUUCAUCUACAAAAAACGUAUAUUUAUAACAUUAUCAAUAUUUCUGGUGUUUUUAGUUAUCUAGCACUUCUUAACUAUUACAAAUAUAAGAAUAGCCUUUUCUUUCUGUUGAUUGAAGCUUACUGAAAAGUUUCAUCCCUUAUGUUUUCACACUGCAUUUACACCAUUUCCAUGUGUUGUCAUCUUUAAUUUACACAGGAUGUAUUUUGGGUUUGGGUUGAUUUAUUAUAACAAAAACCCUGUUUAUUAUGUUAUCAUAUUUUACUCCUUUUUUACCAUAUUUUUUUCUGUAAUAUUGUAAAUCACACUGGCCAUUGUGUAUUUGAUAACAAUAAACCUAUAUAUCUAAA
Lingula anatina is the source of this 1938-nucleotide messenger RNA. Its product is annotated as protein Mis18-alpha. Gene Ontology annotation, biological process: chromosome segregation; CENP-A containing chromatin assembly. Gene Ontology annotation, cellular component: nucleus; chromosome, centromeric region; chromatin. The record is from RefSeq and is a predicted model, not a curated record. Lineage: Eukaryota; Metazoa; Brachiopoda; Lingulata; Lingulida; Lingulidae.